ACAGCAGGCAGUCAUUCUGCGGAAGUAGAAGACUGUGUGGCAGUAGAGCAUGUGUGGGGAUUAUUUUUGGAGGAAUGGGGGAUCUUUAAUUUAAGCAACAGGGUCAAAUUGUUUGUUCUUCUCAAGAGGUUUCAUCAGCAGCCAUGGCAACCUUUGGCCAGAUCCUCUUCACCAGCAUGAUUACCCUCAUCGUCAUAUUCUCUGCCAUAAUCAUCCUCAUCUUAGCCCUGUCCCUCUCAGGCACCUUGUCCGAGGUGAUAAGCACCAACACGAUGCCCGUUGCCAACCUUGGCGAGGAUCAGCUUCUCAGCUGCUUUCUGAGCACUAAAAGUCAACCAGCCGGACUCACAGACGUGUCAGUCACCUGGGAGAAGAAUGGCCUGACGGGAUUCGUUAACCGCUAUCAGAAUGGAGCUCUGGAUCUUGCCGACCAGAACUCUCAGUUUAAAGGGAGAACUCAGCUCUUCCUUGAUGCUUUGACCACGGGGAACGCCUCUCUGCUCCUGAGGGGAGUGACACGUAGUGAUGAGGGAGAGUACACCUGCAGCAUCAGCUCCUCUGGCGGUGGAGGGAAGGUCAACAUUUACCUCAGAACAGCAGCCUUUACAGCCCCAACAUUUAAAUUCACAAAUGGCACCCUGGCUGCUGAGGCAACCAGGUGGUUCCCUAAACCGAAUGUCACAUGGUCAAACUAUGACAGGCUCAUCCUGCCUGGAAACACGAGCUUCACCUCAAACUCUGCGGGGAUAUUCAGUGUGGUCAGCACGCUGCAGUCAAUCAACGUCAGCGACACCUACACCUACAGGAUAGAAAAUGACCUGGUGACCGGCAUCUCUACGGUAACUGUAGCAGGCACUGAUGUUUCAGGGAACACAUACUUCACCUACAGUGCUGCAUCAUCCCUGCUGACAUCAACUUACCUGAGCAUGACGACCAGUGUCCUCUACAUCUAUUAUGUGACCUAAUAAUACACACACACACACACACACACACACACACACACACACACACACACACACACACACUUUCAAGGUGAAAAUAAU
This is a messenger RNA of Etheostoma cragini (Arkansas darter), 1043 nucleotides long. It is a transcript of the gene vtcn1, whose product is annotated as V-set domain containing T cell activation inhibitor 1. The coding region runs from base 144 to 965 and encodes 273 amino acids. The record is from RefSeq and is a predicted model, not a curated record. The transcript is spliced from 5 exons. Lineage: Eukaryota; Metazoa; Chordata; Actinopteri; Perciformes; Percidae.